Messenger RNA from Paracoccidioides brasiliensis Pb18, 2655 nucleotides. RefSeq lists its product as uncharacterized. Bases 1 to 2655 code for a protein of 884 amino acids. Gene Ontology annotation, cellular component: chromatin. Gene Ontology annotation, biological process: DNA-templated transcription; regulation of transcription by RNA polymerase II. The transcript has 3 exons. The record is from RefSeq and is a predicted model, not a curated record. Gene Ontology annotation, molecular function: RNA polymerase II cis-regulatory region sequence-specific DNA binding; DNA-binding transcription factor activity, RNA polymerase II-specific; zinc ion binding.
AUGGUUGACUCUCCCGUAGCCAGCUGUGAGGUGCCGCAAGGGGAGAAGGCAACCCGCGACACGGGCACGAAACCUAAACGCUUCCAAUGCAUGCGGUGUCAGACGCGCUUUGCACGACUCGAGCAUCUUCAGCGCCAUGAGAGAAUACAUACCCAGGAAAAGCCCUUUUGCUGUCAGUUAUGUGACCACCGGUUUACCAGAAGUGAUCUCUUGAUCAGACACCAACGUCUUUCACACAACAAAGACGGGUCUCGGAAAAAGAACCCACACACUCCCAAGACGAGGAAGUCAGCGGCCAGGAAGCUAAAUGCCUCCCAUUCCGCUCCUGCGCCAUACCCGCCCCCAUCCCCGAUCGUUGAACCUCCACUAUCAGGGGAGGAUGGGGAUAUACGAAUGCAUCCAGCUGGUGACGUGGAUCCACCUAUUUCCGUGCAAGCAAUCAUCGACGCUGGCAAACACUCUCUGGCCACACUGACAAUGGCCGCUGAGCAUGUAGCGCUCGAAAUGCCUGACCAAAUCGCCGACACGAACAUACAGACGAACCGUUGUUUGCAUUCAAUCACUGCCCCAGAAAAUGCUGAAUCCAGCAACAACUUCAGAAAAGAGCCAGCCUCCAGGCCACCAGAGCAGUCUGUGGUUAUCAACUCCUGUGAUGUUAACGUGGACUUUGAGACUUCCCUUGAUGAGCUUGCGCUAGUCCUGGAUAACGGUGUGCUCUCAUCGCACCAUUUUGCAGCAAUUGUUAGAUUGGAGCAGCCGACCCUGUUUUUUGCGCCGGAAUUGUCAGGCCAUCCAGGAAAACUUGGGGCAGGUCUCCCACGGCAAGCUGCAGCCCAUUACAAACAGAAUUCCGAUCAGACCGACAAAAUUUGCCCCCCUUCUUGGUUCUGGCCACGGCUUCCACCUCCAUUGCCUAAGGAACAGAGCUUGAAGCGUCAAACUGGGCAUACCAUUCCAUCGAAGACCCCGUUGCCUGAGAUUUCGCCUGAUGGCAUGCGAGAUAUUCAGUCAAGAUUAAGUGAAUUUUUCUCCGUAAUACCUGCUGGGUUUCAGCUACCUUCCCGUCUUGCACUGUCUCGUUACGUCGCUGGCUAUAUAAAUGGUUUCCACGAGCAUUUCCCGUUCUUGCAUGUCCCCACAAUGUCCGUCAGUAGUUGCUCUGUAGAGCUCAUUCUCGCCAUGGCCGCCUUGGGGACACAGUACUGCUUCGAGGACGAAAAAGCCAUUGAGUUGUUUUAUGCCAGUAAGAGAAUCGGGAUGGAGCGUAUUAGGCGUAGAGAGGCCAAACUUGCGGCAUUAAAUCGUCGCUCGAAGUCAGAAUUGGCUUCUUCAGCCCAUGGUAUGGAUGAUGCUUCAACUCCCCACGGUUCGUAUCGAUCCCAAUCCAUGCCUGGACCAUCUAACUUACUUCCGAAAUCGCAACCUUCCCCACUGGUAGCACCAGACCGAGAAGAUCUGAUUCAAGCAACGCAGGCGCUGUUAAUAUUAAUGGCAAUAGCAACGUGGGCAAAGCAUAGGGAAAUAGUGCGCGAAGCUCUGGCCCUCCAGAGCAUGCUCUCUACUCUUGUCCGAGACGAUGGCCUCCGAAGUCAUCCCGUGCCCGAUGAUAUCUCAUGGGACGAGUGGAUCCAAAUCGAAACCAGAAAACGGACGAAAUUCGCCGUAUACUGUUUCUUCAACCUUCACUGCAUCGUGUAUAACAUCCCAUCCCUCAUCCUGAAUUCUGAACUCAAUCUUCAACUUCCCUGUAGCGCGGUAGAGUUCAAUGCAUCCAACCGGCUGAAAUGGCUGGAGGCGAGAGGGAACGCUGGAGGUCCUCAAAUAGAUUUCCAGACAGCAGUUAGCCGCUUGUUCUCGCAUGGUGGGCACGACAUCAUGGAACACAAUUCAUCGCUGGGCAAUUACAUUCUAAUCCAUGCGAUAAUCCAACAUAUAUAUUUCCUCCGUCAGUUUUAUGGGGGUAGAUUCGAUGGCAAUCACGAUGUGGCACCGGAUGAUCUAGUAACAACCGAGAACGCACUGCGUAACUGGCAAACAGGCUGGAAAUGCCAUGUCGAAUCACACCUCGAUCCACAGGGUGCUAAUGGGCCGACGGCAUUCAACUCAACUGCGCUUCUGCAACUCGCCUAUAUUAGGUUGAUUGUCGAUACAGGCCCCGGACGGGCGCUGGAUACUCGCGAUCCGGUACAGAUCGCCAGAGCGUUUGCUGCAAGCCCGCGCAUCAAACGCACGCCGAAUCUCAUUCGAGCAGUCCUGCAUUCCGUCCACAACCUGAGUGUCCCCGUGAAAGUCGGAAUUCGACUCAUGUCGCGAACACAGUCAUUCAUCUGGUCAAUUCAGCACUCUCUAUGUUCCCUGGAAUGCGCCUGUUUGCUCAGCAAGUGGCUGGAAGCGUUAUCACUUCCCCAUCCAGAUCCGCCGGUGACGGAGGAUGAGUGGCGGAUAGCUGCACUUGUAAAAAUGAUGCUGGAUGAAACGGAAUUUGCUCCCUUGGAGAUCAAGUCUCUGAAUUCUGCCGUGAUGAUCAAGCAGAUAAAUUCGGGUGUGCUGCGGGUGUGGGCGAAGAUUUUCGGAGGGACGCAGACUUGGGCUAUUGUUGAUGUUAUUGGGAGUUCGCUGAAUGUGUAUGCGGAUAUGAUUGAUGCAGAUUGUUGA